AAAAGAUUUUAUGACUAAAUUUCAAUUGUAACACUUCCAUGAGUUUUGAUAACUAGGAAUACAAGUCAGUUAAGAAAACUGCAUAACAACGAUAUCGAGCCAGUUUAUAUUUUUCAUUUGUUCACAUCAAAGAUAUAUGAAAUUGUAUUCAGAAUGAGGAGCAAAAAACAAUCGUUUACACUAUCUCAUGAUAUCAAUUAUAAUUCCAGGUCUACCCUGAAUAACAAUGAAGCAAUCGACCUAUCAUCCAUUAGUGGAAGCUGUGAAACAAUGAGAGAAAAUAUUUAUAAUCCGUACGAACACAGGAUAUUACAACACCCAAAUACUUAUUUUGGAGCUGUUGUACACAUUGCCAAAGGAUCAUUGGGUACAGGAGUACUAGCAGUUCCUAGGGCCUUCAAAACUGCUGGCCUUCUCGUUGGUACCAUCGGUACAGUUUUAGUAGGAAUUCUCUGCACUUAUAAUGUGCACUUAUUGGUUUCAGCAUCUCUGAAAAUAUGUGUGAAGACGAAAACUCCAAGUUUGGGAUUCUCAGAGUCUGUUGAAGAGAUUUUCAAGAAUGGACCAAUGCCAAUAAGAUCCUGGUCGAAAUUUGCCAAAAUAUUCGUGGAAAUUGCUUUGUGUCUCACAUAUUAUCUUGCUAUUGCUGUCUAUGCAGUCUUCAUAUCCGAAUCUCUAACGAAGCUGGUGUCGUUCUACCACCCGCCCGCCUCCUCAUGGAACCUCUACUUCAUCCUCGUCCUCUUCGUCCUGCUGGUCGUCUGCUGUCAGAUCAGAGAGUUGAAACGGCUGGUGCCCUUCUCGGUGGUGGCCAAUAUGGCGAUGGUCACCGCCUUCCUCAUCACCCUGUAUUACAUGUGCGAGAGGAUGGCCAAGGUGAACGUCGCUGAGCGCCAUCUGGCGACGAGUUUGAGCGCCAUUCCUUCUUACUUCAGCACCGUCCUGUUCGCCAUGGAGGGCAUCGGCACCAUUCUACCAGUGGAGAACUCGAUGUCCGAGGGGCGAUUUUUGGGAUUCGGGGGCGCUCUGAAUCUCGCCAUGGCCUUCGUGGUCACGUGUCACACAACCAUCGGCUUCUGCGGGUAUUACGCCUUCGGUGAGGACACCAAAGCUGCCAUCACCCAAAAUCUGCCCUCCGACGAAAUUCCCGCCCAAGUGGUCCAGGGCUGCAUCUCCGCCUCGAUGUUCUUCACGUUCAUGUUGAACCAUCAUGUGCCGACGGAGAUCCUGUGGCGUCGGUUGCAGCCCUACGUGCCCACGGGCAAAGAGGGCGUGGCUCAGGUGGCGCUACGCUCGUCGACGGUGACGUUUGCCAUGUUGGUGGCGGCGGCAGCCAAUAAGAACCUCGACGCGCUUAUGGACCUGGUGGGGGCGGUCUUCUUCUCCAUUUUGGGGCUGUUCGUGCCCGCGGUCGUGGAUAUCUUGGUGAAUUGGUCAGCGUGGGGCAGGUAUCACUGGCGGCUGCUCCAGGAUGGUGUUUUGAUUGUGAUGGCUUUGUUCGCUUUGGUUUCCGGUACUUAUUAUGCUUUGUGAUUAAAUUGUUUCGAGUAUUUGCUGUUUUUUUGAAAACUUCUACCUCUGGAAGUGAGAUUUUGAAGUUUUCCAUGUGCUCAGAUGAUCUGC
This is a messenger RNA of Phaedon cochleariae (mustard beetle), 1623 nucleotides long. The record is from the annotation of a GenBank genome assembly. NCBI's taxonomy places the organism in Eukaryota, Metazoa, Arthropoda, Insecta, Coleoptera, Chrysomelidae.